Molecule: messenger RNA, 1255 nt
Organism: Opisthorchis viverrini
Lineage: Eukaryota; Metazoa; Platyhelminthes; Trematoda; Opisthorchiida; Opisthorchiidae
Exons: 6
Coding region: 1-1122 (373 amino acids)
Molecular function (GO): RNA binding
Source: RefSeq, a predicted model, not a curated record
AUGAGCAUGCAAAAUUUUUCAAACACGAUUUGGAUGGGUGAUCUUGAAUCUUAUAUGGAUGAGGUUUUCAUCAAGCGAACGCUUGAGAACCUUGGUGAGAUUGUUGUUAGCGUGAAGGUUAUCCGAAACAAGGCCACUGGGCAAAACAUGGGUUAUGGCUUCAUCGAGUUUCCAAAUGCGACUUCUGCGAGAGACUGUAUGCUCAAACUUAAUGGAAAACCCAUACCUGGUGUUCCUACCAAACGCUUCAAAUUAAACCAUGCGAGCUACGGAAAAGACAAUUCUUCAAACGAAUGUUCACUGUUUGUGGGUGAGCUGACCGAAGAUGUGGACGAUUUGGCACUGUUUAACGCGUUCAAGAAAUAUCCAACUUGUCGUUCUGCAAAAGGUGAGUUAUUUAAGUUGUUGUUCAUCUUCUUGAAUCUAGUGGUGAUGACCAACGGCAAAUCACGCGGCUAUGGUUUUGUCCGUUUCCUAACUGAAUCGGACAUGGACAAGGCAUUGAUUGAAAUGCAGAACUAUUGUGGCCUCGGAUACAAACCGAUUCGUGUCAGUUUGGCUAUCCCCAAGAGAUAUAAUGCAGAUGGCAGCGUUGCCGUAACGACGUCCAGUUCGGAAACUACAUCAUCGAUUGUCCCAAGUGGUAUGCCUGAUCCGUUCACAGCGGCGGUUGCAGCCGCUGUGACUGGAAGUUCGGCAGCCCAAGCUGAAUACUAUCAAGCUUACCAGCAGUAUUAUCAGCAGUACUAUGCGUCGCAAUAUGCUGCUCAGUUUUACGGGACUUCCAGUGCCGGUGAGGCCGGUACAACUUCCUCCGGUGGGCUAACGGCUACGGCAAGUAACCUGUCCACGACCUCGGUGAGCUCAUGUGUACCAGGAGAGUCCGUUGUGCAGCAGCAUGCCAUGUUAGAUGCGAAUGCGUCCGAACUCUACGCCCGCGCACUUGCACGUGCACAAGCGAUGUGUUCUCAGGAGUAUUCUCCAGAACCUUACGUCCUCUCCUCAGCAUUUGAUCGUCCUCGGCAUGUGGACGACUUGGAUGAGGUGUAUGGUUUUCUCGAAGCUUCUCGCUGGCACAUCACCGAUCCCUCACUUGGGCUGUUCGUCAAAAUUCACCCUUGACUAUGACAAAAAUUUUUUCCAGACAAGCAUUUCUUUGAACUUGUAACGCAUUUGUACAUACACAUUCUGACCUGAUGUUGACUGCACUUUCUUGAUCGAUUCUCAGCAAGUGGCUUUACUGUUUUGAUCCCUU